GGGAGAAUAGACUGGGGACUUUACAUAGCAUCCUACUGAUGUGAUUCAUAUUGUUAGAUGAUAUCCAUGUGUUGACUCGUCGCGUUAUGUAGUGGCGUUGGGAUUGUUACCUGUUUGACUUGGGUUGUUUCCAGCAUUUGUCGUUGGUUUUGUUUGUUUUGUAUUGUCGUUUGACGCGAUGUUGGGCCUGUCGUGGUGCUUAUUCUAGGUGAAGUCACUCCCAAGAAAUGUAGCUUGUGGCUACAGCACUGGUAGAGCUGUCACUUAAGGUGUUGCUGUGUGAACGAUGCAUGAGCGAUGUCUGAUGUUGAGGCCACGUACGCUGACUUCAUCGCCUCUGGCAGGACGGGACGCAGGAACGCCAUGCACGACAUUCUGCAGAGUCCCAGCGACCCUGAUGGGCGAGAACUGCCCCUCACCCUGUCUCUGUCCCAGCUGCACAUCAACGCAGGAGGGGGAGAUGGAGACGAUGCUGAGGACAGCCAGAGCUCUUCGUCCUCGUCCCACAGGGAGCUGGGGCAGAGGAACAGCUAACCUGUCACACACUGCUGCCAGUGGACAGAGAGCUGCCAGAUGGAAUCCAGCCGCCAUUGUGACAAAGCCUUUUGUUCAAAGUGGGCUGGUAGCUGGAGGCUAGUGCACCACUGCUGAGGUGCCUAAAAGCAGGGCACUGACCCCCUCAUCCUUCCUUCGAGGCGCUGUGCUGCGAUGUGACCACCCAGUGCUCUCAUGUCCCUGUGGCUCUGCUGUGCACUACAAUAACACACUGUUGGCAGGCCUGUAUUUCAGAGUUGGAGUGAGCAGAGAGACAAAUGUGUAGCUCAUGUACAGCUGAUUUUACUUUCAGUCUUAGUUACUAAACACGCAGGCUGGAGGAUAGGAACGAAAAGAGAAAAUAGACAGAGAUCUUAUGUGUAGUUGUGCAAGCAAUUUGUAAGACCACUGAGACGUGCUGAUGUAAUGGGUCACAGUGGGAGUAGCAUGUUUGUAGUGAUGCUGAUAGAGAUUAUAUUGCCAGUUAAUGGCCUGUGCUUCCUCUAAAUUGACAAUACCGUGGAGGGAAUUGGACUACUUAGUUGGAGUAGUUGGGAAACACCAUGGACAAAAAAACUGGGGCUUACUUCAUCUGUUGAAAAAAUAUUCACUGAUUCUAUUGUGUUUGAUGGGACAAAAUCCAGUAAUAUCCUGUAUGUGAAAUUGUUUUUUACUGUAGAAAGCAGAAUAUGGAUGGUGGUGUGAAAGUGUUCUGUUAAACAACAAUACUUAAUAUACAUUUCCAGUCAAUACAGUAUGGAUGACAUGUUUUAUUCAGACUCAGUGGUUGAACAUGAUGAUGAUGUACUAUCUUUUCAAAUGUUUAUAUUUUUGGUUACUUUUUUUAAUGAUGCCAUUAUAAUCAAAACCUUAAAGUUUGACAUUUUGGGAAAUACGCUUUUUCUAUUUCUUGCUGAGAGUUAGAUAAGCGGAUUGAUGCUGGUCGUGUAGGCUACAUGCUAAAUAUGUAGCUGCAAGGUUAGCUUGGCUAAGGAUACAUAGUGGAUACAGAGAAACAGCUAGCCUAUCUUUCUCCAGAGGAUCAAUAACUAUCAGCCCCUCUAAAGUUCACUAACUAACAUAUUAUAUCAUGUUUGUAUAACUGGUACGAAAACUGACGUUUGAAAGCGAAAACCAGUUGCCGGGCUACCAGCAGAGACUCAAGGAAGUUAGCCAUGUUUUUUCACCACAGAUUGUGUACAGAAUACAUGAAUAUUAUUAGUGAGCUUAAGAGGUGCUGGUGGGCAUAUGUUGUUACGUUAAGACUGAUCUUUCCCCUUGUUCCCAGUUGUCAUGCUAAGCUAAGCUAAAAGUUGUGGUAUCAAAAUGAAUGUCCAUUUUUCCGGACCUUUGAGCUGUUACCUACUAUAUAUAACAUUGCUGAAGUGUUAGGGACACUUUUUGUUGUUUUGUUUUCUCUCUACAAUCUAGACUCUAGAUAAAUAGUUAAUCUAGUUAGCUACGCUACGCUAAGCUAAAUCUUUCGAGCUACAUUUUUAGCAUUCAGACAUGAAAGAGGUAUCUAUCUUCUUGUCUUACUCUCAGCAGUAAAGUGAAUACAUUUUUCUCAAACUAUUAAACUAUUCGAUAAAUGUAGAUAUGCAAUACUCAGUGGAGCUUCCAGUUAUUGUAACAUGUUUGUGUGAAAGUUUUUAUCUCUGACAUUGAGGCUGCAUUGCUGCUUCUAAUAAUGGAUGCAUCCCAUAAUCAUCAUUUGUAAAGACCAUCAUGCAUGCACUGUUAAAACUGUGUACUUUGUUAUUUUCUAGUAUAAUCUUACUGUAAUACUGCAGCUUGACUGCGUCUCGUUCUUAUUCACGCUGAAGAUCAUAAAGCAAAUAUAACUCUUUUUUAAAUAUUACUUAUUCAAUCAGGUUUUCAAGUUGUAAACUGCCAUGUGACUAUAAUGACUCCCACCCGCUUUCACAACGCUGUAUAUCCUAAACCACACUGUUUAUAACUCAGCAUGUAGAGUUAAAACAGUUGCAUGAUCUGUGUAGGUGUUUCUCGGACUGUCUAUAACCAUAUUUUCUACUCUCUGUGACAAAACAAAAAUAAAUAACUGAUGGCAGUAAAAGGGAAA
This is a messenger RNA of Trematomus bernacchii (emerald rockcod), 2617 nucleotides long. RefSeq names its product cAMP-dependent protein kinase inhibitor alpha-like. Gene Ontology annotation, molecular function: cAMP-dependent protein kinase inhibitor activity. The coding region runs from base 298 to 534 and encodes 78 amino acids. Gene Ontology annotation, biological process: negative regulation of cAMP-dependent protein kinase activity. Gene Ontology annotation, cellular component: cytoplasm; nucleus. Lineage: Eukaryota; Metazoa; Chordata; Actinopteri; Perciformes; Nototheniidae. The record is from RefSeq and is a predicted model, not a curated record. The transcript has 3 exons.